AUGGACACGAGCUACCUCGCCCAGCAAGUUACGACAAUCAUCGGCCAGUUGCACGGCCUGUUCGAUGAGAUUGGAGUCCCCAGCCAUGAGAGGGACACGCGCGAAGCAGAGCUCUUCUCUGCUCUGUCGGAGACACUUCACAGCCAACUUCGUCAAGUUACCAAUGAGAAACACCAAAUGACGGAGGAGGCGCAUCGUUUGAUCAAGACAAUCAAGGAGAUGGAAGCUUCACUCGAUGACAAGAAGCGCGUUGCCAGCUAUGGGUCCGACGAUGGCGAUAUGACUGUCACAUAUCCUCUUACACGCUGCCUACAGGGUCUCAAGGAGAAGUACAGUAUCGUUAGCAAAGUGCAUCGCGAGCGCUUUGAACAAGUCAGGAAACUUGCCGAAGCCCUCGAGUCGUAUGCAUCGCAUCUAGAGCCAGCAUUCGUACAAAUCAAGCUGCCACCGACCUCGCCUAACGCUACUGUCUCGCCCUCAUUCGAUAUCUCACCGUCCUACGUCGCGUCUCUGGAUAAAGAGUUCACCCGCGUCUAUGAUGAGUACACUCGCCGAGUGAAUACGGUGCAGGUCUUAUGCCAGGAAAUGAUUCAGCUUUGGGCCGAACUAGGAACACCGCAGGCACAAACGGACACAUCGGUCGUCAAGUACCAUCGCGAUGCGCCGGAGCAGCUCGGCCUGCAUAAAGACGACAUAGCACAGCUGAAGGCUAAGAAGGAGCGGCUCGUUGAAGAGAAGCGUGGCCGAGAAAGGCGACUGGCUCAGCUGCGGGCAACAAUUGAAGAUCUCUGGGAGCGUCUGGGUGUGGAAGAGCAAGACCGCAAGCAGUUUCUUAACAAGAACCGCGGAUGUGGCCUUAGAACCAUCAAUGAGUUUGAGGAUGAGCUCGCGAGGCUCAACGAACUGAAGCGCCAGAACCUACAUUUGUUUGUCGAAGAGGCGAGGGUCAAGCUUCAGGAACUAUGGGACGCCCUGUAUUUCUCCGAGGAGGAGAUGCUCGACUUCACCCCAGCUUUCUCUGAUGUCUGCAGUGAUGCACUCUUGUCGGCUCACGAACAAGAAAUUGCUCGCCUGGAAGCACUCAAACUACAGCGCCUACCCAUCCUUCAGAAGAUCGACCGACACCGUGAACUUGUCAAGGAGAGAGAUGAACUUCAAGCUUCAAGUCAAGACGCAUCUCGUCUGAUGUUAAGAGGACAGAAGGGAGAGAAGCGCGAUCCAGGCAAGCUGCUAAGGGAGGAGAAGAUGCGCAAGAGGAUCGCCAAGGAGCUGCCGAAGGUCGAAGCCGAUCUCAAGAAGACGCUUGAAAAGUUCGAAGACGAGUAUGGAAGACCCUUCCUCGUUCAUGGCGAGCGAUAUCUGGAUGAGCUGUAUGCGUCCGCCUCCAAGACUGCUCCACCUCGAUCAAAGACACCUUCCGUAGCACCUCUCCCCUCGAAGCAAGCCCCCAAAUCGGCGCCGCGUGACAGAGCCAAUACGAUUCAUGGUGGACAGAUCCGAGCGAAGACGCCUACAGCAACAAAUUUCGGAGCCAGCGUUAAUCGCAACCCGCUUGCCAGUUCGGUCAUGUCAAGCUCUCACAUGGGCUCCACAGGGGGUCCGAAAAGUCCAUCUAAGAUUCCUUCGCGUACAGGAUUGAAGAGUCUCCCGGAGGCACAAAAUUCUCCAGAGCGUCGAUCCAGGUUGGAAAGACAGGAUUCCACACUUAGGAGUAUGCCUCCCCCACGCGCUCCUCCGCCAAAGAUGAAGGACCUGUUCAUUCCCCCCGAAUCCGCAGCGACACCCGCGCAACGCUACGAAUUCAGCCGAGAUCGCAGUGAGAGUAUUGUACGGCACGUGCCACCUGAGGAUCCUUACGACGACCGAUCAUACCUGUCGCGCACGAUACGAGCCGGUUACGACCAUGGGUAUCCUCCCUCGGGUGCCGUCAGACAGAUGUCGCACUCGUCGCAAACCUCUUCAACCGGUACCGGGCACACCAUGGUGUCGGGUUCGGAGAACUGGGAGACGUUUAGUGAGCAGUCAGAGGACCCGGAACGCGACGUCGAUGUCUACAAGCAUAGGCAGGCAAUGUCACGGAACAAACGCUACACUCCCGAGGGUGGCCACGGCUCGCCGAAAGGGAUUCAAGGCAAGAAGCUGAGGGGAAUAAGAAGCGUGGACAGCGAGGUCAUGACGGAAAAUGACAGUAGCCGCAUGCUGAGAGUGGUGGAAGGCAGCGAAGCUGGCUGGACGGAUGAAGAGACCUAUUGA
This is a messenger RNA of Westerdykella ornata, 2253 nucleotides long. Its product is annotated as protein regulator of cytokinesis 1. Gene Ontology annotation, molecular function: microtubule binding. Bases 1 to 2253 code for a protein of 750 amino acids. Gene Ontology annotation, biological process: mitotic spindle midzone assembly; microtubule cytoskeleton organization. The transcript has 5 exons. NCBI's taxonomy places the organism in Eukaryota, Fungi, Ascomycota, Dothideomycetes, Pleosporales, Sporormiaceae. Gene Ontology annotation, cellular component: mitotic spindle midzone; cytoplasm; spindle. The record is from RefSeq and is a predicted model, not a curated record.